Molecule: messenger RNA, 1614 nt
Organism: Erythranthe guttata (spotted monkey flower)
Lineage: Eukaryota; Viridiplantae; Streptophyta; Magnoliopsida; Lamiales; Phrymaceae
Source: RefSeq, a predicted model, not a curated record
UUAUUAGUAAGUCCCUUAUUUUAAUUAAAGCUAUUUGUAAGGACCUUCACCCAAUUUCAGCUUGUUACAAAAAAGUAUAAACUCAUAUGGCGAACCUGAUCAAUUGUGUUCUCCUGAAAUUCGAAUGAGUUCCGACGGUAAGAAGAGAAAAAGGCCUAAGCCCUACGAGACUCAGUUUCCGGUGGAACUAUUUUUAAAUUCACUGCCGUCGUCGAAGCCCGAUUUCUGCCGGUUGAUCGCCGUUGUUUCCAUCGCCGCGGCGGUGGCGGUGGCUUGUAACUUCGUCGCCACCUCUUUCAGUCAGCCGCCCAAACCAUUCUGCGAUACUACUUCCGAUCCCGAUGGUUCGCCCUUCGAUUACUGUGAACCCUGUCCGGAAAAUGGAGAAUGUUACGAUGGCAAGUUGAAAUGUAUCGACGGCUAUAGAAAGCAUGUAAAUUUAUGUGUUCGGGAUGGAGAUGUUGACAAAGCAGCUAUGAAACUCUCAAAAUGGGUAGAAGUUCGUCUGUGUGAAGCUUAUGCUCAACUUUUGUGCAGUGGAACUGGAAAAUGUUGGGUUUCAAAGGAUGAGCUCUUUAAUGAAUUGGAUAACUACAAUUUGGGAGAUAAUCACAGAGUGGAUGAGUCCAUUUACGCGCCAGCAAAACAAAGAGCCAUCCAAAACAUCCACAGUUUAUUGGAGACUAAAAGAGACGAUUAUGGGAUUGAAGAAUUCAAGUGCCCAGAGUCGCUUGUGAACCAUUAUAAACCACUCUCCUGUGUCGUGCAACAGUGGCUUAUCAAGCAUGCUUUACUUUCAAUACUCACUUUUCUGUCGCUUGUGGGAUGCAUAUUCAUCGCAAACAGGGCCUAUCAAAGGCAUCACUUGUCUGUCCGAGCCGAACAUCUUUACCAUGAGGUUUGUGAUAUACUUGAAGAGAAGCCGUUGGAGUCCAGGAGAGUAAAUGGUGAAUGUGAACCCUGGAUCGUUGCCUCCUGGUUGCGAGAUCAUCUUCUCUCACCGAAAGAAAGAAAGGAUCCACUUUUGUGGAGAAAGGUUGAGGAGUUGAUUCAAGAAGAUUCCCGUAUAGACCAGUACCCAAAGUUACUAAAGGGCGAAUCAAAGGUUGUAUGGGAGUGGCAAGUUGAAGGUUCUCUAGGCUCUUCAGAAAAGAGAAAGAAAACCGACGGAAAUACACCAGAAUUGAAGAAAUCCAUGAAUUCAUGUUCUACUGUUCAUCGCAGGGUGCAUGCUGGUGAGCCUUCAAGUUGUUAAGUGAUGCUGAUACGAAGAUAGUAUUAUGAGAUGGAGGUAUUGUGUUGGAGCUCUCGUAAAAGAUUCUGAUCGAUUAGUAGGCAUGCUGUUGAAUUUUGUUUCCCACUGAUUGAAUUUUGUAAUCAAGCCUAUGUUUAUUUUCCCCCCUGAAAAAUUAAUGUUCCGAUAUAUGGGCGAUUGAAGGACCUGAUUGAUUCCCUUAGCUUGUUGUAAGUGGUAGAGUUGUAAUAUAGCAUCUUCACAAAGUUGAAAACCAAGUUCGAGUCACUAGUGUGUAUUCUUCGUUUUCACCGAAACUUUAAAGUCAUAUAUCCGGUUUGAUUUCGUUCGUUGUUUAAUAUGGAUACCGUUUUGUUGAU